GGGGCAAUGAUGGCUGGAGCUGGCAGAAGCGGCUCAGAACGUGCAGCCAAACUGCAGGUGAAUGAUGGAGGAGGUCGGUAUAUUUAACCCUAACCCGAUGCAACAGUGGGAAGUGCUCCGACAUCCGACACCGUCGGAGGGAACACCACCGACCCCCUGUCAACCGCUUUUCCACGUCUCUCGCAGCACGUUCGACGCCGCGUCGCAGCGCGCCGCACCUGCAGUGACCGCCACCCCACCAGCCAUACCCCCCGUCUCCGGAGUCCAGACCAGCGACCCCCAUGGCGAAGAGCAAGAAACCGGCGGCGUCCACCACGCCGUCUUCGCCGAGCGCCGCCCCCGCCUGGCUGCACGACGGCCUGCCCCUGCCGCGCCUGAUCGUACUCGACCUCGACUACACGCUGUGGCCCUUCUACUCGGACAUCCACAUCGCGCCGCCGAUCCGGCCGGUGCCGAACGCGCACCCGCCGACGCUGGCCGACCGCAACGGCGAGCACUUCGCGCUGUACCCGGACGCGCCGCACAUCCUGCGCCUGCUCUCGUCGCUGCCGCCCGCCCGCCUCCGCCUCGCCGUGGCCAGCAAGUCGCCUGUCGGCGACCUGUGCCGGGACGUGCUCAAGCAGCUGCGCCUGCCGCCGCCCCUGGGCGACGCCGGCGGCGGCGCCGACAAGGGCGUCAAGCGGGCCAUCGACGCCUUUGAUGCGGGGCUGGAGAUCUACGAGGGCUCCAAGAUCAGGCAUUUCGAGGUGCUGGCCAAGCGGACCGGCAUACCGUACGGGCAGAUGCUGUUCUUUGACGACGAGCGGCCGAACCUCGAGGUCGAGAGUCUGGGCGUCACGAUGAGGUUGGUUCGGGACGGGCUGACGUGGGAGGAGCUCGAGAAGGGGAUAGAGCAGUGGCGGGUGAAUCAGGGCGUGGCGUGAGGGCUGGGCAGGAAAUGGUUAGAUAGACCGGAAGGAUACAUGCGGGACAGGCGUUCAGGUGUAAUGGGAAGGGUUUGUCUGUAUUGACUGGGGAGUUGAGAGGUGACGGUGACGG
This is a messenger RNA of Thermothielavioides terrestris NRRL 8126, 1038 nucleotides long. RefSeq lists its product as uncharacterized. Gene Ontology annotation, molecular function: acid phosphatase activity. The transcript has a single exon. The coding region runs from base 282 to 923 and encodes 213 amino acids. The record is from RefSeq and is a predicted model, not a curated record. NCBI's taxonomy places the organism in Eukaryota, Fungi, Ascomycota, Sordariomycetes, Sordariales, Chaetomiaceae.